ACUAGAACCGGAAGUUGUAAGCAAGUGGCAUCAUUCUCUCAGAGCAACAACAGACGUGAGAGCAGCUUCACCAGUCGAGCUGUUUGUGUCGUUGAUCAGAUUUUCGAGAUGAAACACAACUCGAACGUCCCCGCUUUCCUCACCAAGCUGUGGACGCUGGUGGAGGACGGAGACACCAACGAGCUGAUCUGCUGGAGUCAGGAGGGCAACAGCUUCCUUGUGUUGGACGAGCAGCACUUUGCCAAGGAGAUCCUCCCAAAGUUCUUCAAGCACAACAACAUGGCCAGUUUCAUCAGGCAGCUCAACAUGUAUGGAUUCCGCAAAGUGAUGCACAUUGACACAGGCAUUGUGAAACAGGAGAAGGACGGUCCAGUGGAGUUUCAGCACCCUUACUUCAAACAUGGACAGGACAACCUGCUGGAGAACAUCAAGAGGAAGGUUUCCAACACUCGGCCAGAGGACAACAAGAUUCGACAGGAAGACCUGUCCAAGAUCUUGGCGAGUGUUCACAGUGUUCAAAGCAAGCAGGAGAACAUCGACGUCGGGCUGGCCACACUCAAGAGGGAGAAUGAAGCUCUGUGGAGGGAGAUCUCAGAUCUGAGACAGAUACAUGCCCACCAACAACAGCUCAUCAAAAAGCUGAUCCACUUCAUCGUCACAUUGGUACAGAACAACCGCGUCCUGAAUUUAAAACGCAAAAGGCCAGUUCUCAUGAACAGCAACGGAAAGAAGCCCAAAUACAUCCAUCAGAUCUAUGAUGACAAAGUGUGUGUGGAACAGUCGUCUGUAAACAGUGUGAAGGGCUCCGAGAUAUCGGAUGACGUCAUCAUCUGUGACUUGACUGAGAGUGAUGCUGAGGUGGCGGCUGAGAUCACAGAAGGCUCACCCAGAGCCUACGAGCAAAGUGAUAUAGAAAUCGUGGAAGUAGAGCUGGACAGCUGUGCGGUGCUGGAAGCUGAGACGGAGGUGAGCACCACCCGCACAGAUGACAUCAAACAGUCAGAGGCUGGUGGGUCAGCAGCAGCAGCAGCAGCAGACGACAGCAGCGGAGCAACCAGCAGCGCCCUGCAGCUCAACAAAGCCUCAUACCUGAGUCUGGAGGACCCCGUCAAGAUGAUGGACGCCAUACUGAACGAGAACGGAGCAAUAUCACAGAACAUCAACCUGCUGGGCAAGAUGGAGCUGAUGGACUAUCUGGACAGUAUUGACUGCAGUCUGGAGGACUUCCAGGCCAUGCUUUAUGGAAAACACUUUGGCAUGGAUUUUGAUACCCUCGAGUUCCUCUCCAUGUGUCUUCAGGAGAGUGUGUCCUCCAAAGAGAACAGCACACAGCUAAACAAAGGCAGGACAGAGGAAGUCAACACAGAUAAGCAGUUGAUCCAGUACACCACUUCCCCCCUGCUGGCCCUCCUCGAUAGCUGCCUUACUCACCCAGAGCUGGAUCUGGGCCCCGGCAGCAGCAGCAGCAGCAGCUCCUAUAACACCCACCUCCAGCCCUCUUCCAGCUCUGGUGCUUCUGUGGAGUCCGAGCCGCCCUCAGAGCUCCUGGACUCCAGCCCGGAGUUGAAGCAGUCGGCCCGCAGCUCCCUGAUCCGCCUGGAGCCUCUGACGGAGGCCGAGGCCAGCGCCGAGACGCUCUUCUACAUGUGCGAACUGAGUCCCCCUGGACCGGAGGUCGACGCCACCCUGCUGGACAGAGUGUGAGCAGGAAGGGAACCGGCGUGACGGCGAUGUUGGUCCUCUACAGACUACAGACAGUCCUGACAUCGUGUGUUAAUAUUCCCUCACCUCUCUGGCCUGAGGGCUGUUUGUUGAGAAGCAGUAACAGAAGUGAAGAAAGCACCAGUUCUGCUGGAAGAACAGCUGCAGUUUGUUCCAUGUGCACAUUUUUAUGUUUUAAGACUUUUGCAUUGAAGAUAACAUUUGAGUUACAGACAUAAGCCACAUUUUCAUUAAAUAUAAUAAUAACAGUUUAACAAGCUCUGGCAGGUUAUUAACCCUUUGAACCUAACGGAUGCAAUUUGUGUGGAAAAAUUGCACCACUUAUUCUCAGUCGAGUCAUAACUCGGUCAGAAGAGAACGCACACACAUCAUACACAUACUGUACAUACAGAUGUGUAUGUGUCCAUAAACCUCAUAGAAAUCAUAGAAAAUGCAUGUUCCUCAUAUCUUCAGAUCAUAAUCACCAGAUUGAUCUUCUGCAUCAACAGUAAGCCAACUGAUUGUUGUCAUGGGAACCUCUGGACUUACUGGCAACAUUAUACUUCCUGAUUACAUCACCCAAAGCAUGAUGGGAAGUGUAGUACCAAAACACAAAUCAAGUGACAAAACCCAUGAAAAUAAUAAUUUGUUCUUUUGAUUUGGCUCUAAAUGUCUCCUCAUCCCUGGAACACCGACACUGACUCUGUCCAUUUAUAGAGACAUAUUUACUGUGUUGUGUGUUUAUGAACAUACAGGCAAAAAGUUGUAUUUGCAUUUUUCAUCCAAACAGUCCUGCAUGUAUAGUAUCACUGACCAUAUUCUGAGAAUAAUACAGGGAGAGAGAGAGAACUUUAUUUCCAUAACUUUAAUAUUUUCUUCAACGCAAUGCUCUCAAAUGUAAAAAUGGCUUGAUAUGCACAAACUGUGGCGAGUGUAAGCACAGGACGCUCUUACAUGGACUCCCAGCACAACGCUUCAUCUUUGGCCUCCUCUCCUCUUCAGUAUC
This is a messenger RNA of Sebastes umbrosus (honeycomb rockfish), 2707 nucleotides long. It is a transcript of the gene hsf2, whose product is annotated as heat shock transcription factor 2. Gene Ontology annotation, molecular function: DNA-binding transcription factor activity; sequence-specific DNA binding. Lineage: Eukaryota; Metazoa; Chordata; Actinopteri; Perciformes; Sebastidae. The coding region runs from base 109 to 1704 and encodes 531 amino acids. The record is from RefSeq and is a predicted model, not a curated record. Gene Ontology annotation, biological process: regulation of DNA-templated transcription. The transcript has 12 exons.